AUGCCCCCCACUGCCUCGGGGCCCGGGGGCCUGCGGGCUGCUGGGCGGGCUUUGUGGCACCCAUACGGAGUGGGGGGGGGCUCUGCGUGUGGCACCCUGGCAGGGACCCGUCCUGCCUGGAGGGCUGCGGGGCCGUGGCAGCGUGAUGGGGGGGGACAAUGCUCAGCGCCGGCUGCGUGCUCCCCGCAGGCACUCCUGGCCGUGCUGUGCUGCAGGACGCUGCUCACCUUCCUGGUGGUCCUCGGGGUGCCGGCGAGAGCCUGGAAGGGGCCAAGCCAUGAGCAGCUCCCGCCAGCCCCCCGAGCCGGGGACGGAGGGAAGCUGACGAGGCAGGAAACCGCCGGUGCUAACGAGACGCUGCCAGAUCUCCCUGAAAUGAGGAGGGGUGACCACGGAUCUGGGGAAGGGUCUCAUCCAGACAAAGCCAGCCCGCCACUGCUAGAGGGGUCAGCAAGAAAAGCAUCGCCCUGGCCGAUGAGCCCAGCUGCCAAGAGACCUGCUCCCAGGAAAAAGGCGAGAAAGGUGUCCCUGUCACUUGAUGUCCCCACCCAUGUACUGAAAAUCCUGCUCGACCUGGCCAGAGAGAAGGAGCUGCAGGCCAAGGCGGCCGCCAAUGCCGAGCUGAUGGCCCGUCUCGGGCGCAGGAAAUAAACCUCCCCGGCUGAGCGCGGCUUCUCGGCCACGGCUGGAGAGGGCAGCGGGGCUGCCGGGGGGCACGGGCAGAGAGGAGUGCGGGGCGGCAUCGGUGUGCCUGUGAGGGACUGUGGACAUGGCACCUUGUUCUCCCGGUGCCCAUGGCACAAGCAGCAGCCACGGGAGGACUUGAGAGCACCACUGGAGAAGACACGGCCGGGUUUGCCUUCACUGGGACCAGUGCCAGAGCACAGCUGGGUCCCAGCCCUGGGCACCACAGGGAUUUCUGUGCCUGGCUUCGCUCCCCAUUCACCCACCGCUGGGAUGUCUCCAAAGGGGCCUU
Molecule: messenger RNA, 976 nt
Organism: Aquila chrysaetos chrysaetos
Lineage: Eukaryota; Metazoa; Chordata; Aves; Accipitriformes; Accipitridae
Gene: UCN2
Product: urocortin 2
Exons: 2
Coding region: 1-651 (216 amino acids)
Biological process (GO): hormone-mediated signaling pathway; digestion; adenylate cyclase-activating G protein-coupled receptor signaling pathway
Cellular component (GO): extracellular region
Molecular function (GO): hormone activity; corticotropin-releasing hormone receptor 2 binding
Source: RefSeq, a predicted model, not a curated record